AUGCUGUUGGAGGAGCAGCGAUACAUUGCCGAGGACCUCGAGCGCCUCGAGCAAGGCGUCGCAGAUCGCAUUGGCGAGGAGCCCAAGGUGAUCCGCGAUCGCCUCAACCGAGACCAUGAGGUAUCUCAGCUCCUUGACCAGAUACAAAAGCAAUCCGAAGAGAUGUUGUCUUUGUAUCGCGAUGCUAAUGGCCUCCGAUCCAAAGAGGUCCUGCAGAUUGGCAGCGGUGACCCUUUCGAAGAGUUCUACAAGCAGGUGAACGAAGUGAGGGAGCAUCACGCGCGAUAUCCCAACGAGCAGGCUGAAAAUUCCGAGAUCCGCUACCGGCAGCGCAAAACGGGCGACGAGCCUGUCCCCUCCCUUGUCGAUGCCAUGUUCUCUGGCGAGGAGGCCUACGGACGUUACUUCGACCUACACGCGUGCCACGAGGCAUACAUCAACUUGCCCAACGUCAAGCGUCUCGGAUACCUGCAGUACCUUCAAAUAUUCGACAACUUCGCCCCGGGCCACGGCGGCGUCAAGAGAGCGGACAAAUUGACAGACCAAUACUUCAAGUACGUUGGCGAGGUGGCAGAGUACCUGGAAAGUUUCAUGCGCCGUACACGGCCGUUGGAGAACGUCAGCAAGGUUCUCGAGUCGUUCGAUAAGGAGUUUGAAGAGGCGUGGGAGAAAGAUGAGGUCGAGGGCUGGGUGAAUGAGUCGGCUGCCGCUACUGUGGCAGCAAAAGAGUUGAGCACUGCUGACGCUGUAUGGUGCGAUGCUUGCGAGAAGGAGUUCAAGAACGAGAAUGUCUACAAGGGACACUUGAACGGGCGAAAGCACAUCAAAGCAGCGCAAGCCCUGGCGCAGAGACAGGAAGGCGCCGCAGAUGCCGCAGUUGCUUCUGGAAGAUUCUCUGCGACAAGAAUGAAGGAGCGCGCGGUGGCCGAGCGGGAGUUCAGAGUGAAGCGCCUCGCCAGCGCAAUGAGCACAGAGCGAGAAGACACCCGGGUCAAUGUGGAGCGGCGGCAAGGAAUGACGGAGAGGGAACGGCAACAGGAGCUCGACAACCUGUUCAGCAUGGCAGAGCAACCACCACAGGUCGCCGAGUCAAAUGACCCUGAAGGAGAGGACGGCGAGGAGAAGAUCUACAACCCUCUGAAGCUGCCGCUCGCCUGGGACGGCAAACCCAUUCCGUUUUGGCUUUACCGUCUACACGGCCUGGGUGUGGAAUUUCCAUGCGAGAUCUGUGGAAACUUCGUCUACAUGGGCCGCCGAGCCUUCGAGAAGCAUUUCAACGAAGCACGGCAUAUUUAUGGCCUGAAGCGGCUCGGCAUCAACGACACCCACCUUUUCCGAGACAUCACGGGCAUCGAGGAAGCGCUGAAGCUCUGGGACAAGAGGCAGCGUGACAAGAAGGCGAACAAGAUCGAGGACGGCAGCAUUGUUCAGAUGGAAGAUGCUGAAGGCAACGUCAUGCCUGAGAAGGUGUACUAUGACUUGCAGAAGCAAGGUCUGCUGUGA
This is a messenger RNA of Diaporthe citri, 1503 nucleotides long. RefSeq lists its product as uncharacterized. Gene Ontology annotation, biological process: mRNA splicing, via spliceosome. The record is from RefSeq and is a predicted model, not a curated record. Gene Ontology annotation, molecular function: RNA binding; zinc ion binding. The transcript is spliced from 2 exons. Lineage: Eukaryota; Fungi; Ascomycota; Sordariomycetes; Diaporthales; Diaporthaceae. Gene Ontology annotation, cellular component: spliceosomal complex; nucleus. Bases 1 to 1503 code for a protein of 500 amino acids.